This is a messenger RNA of Podarcis muralis (Common wall lizard), 968 nucleotides long. NCBI's taxonomy places the organism in Eukaryota, Metazoa, Chordata, Lepidosauria, Squamata, Lacertidae. The record is from RefSeq and is a predicted model, not a curated record.
CAGGAUCUCAGGCUCUUACCCAACAUAACCUGGGCUACAACAUCUAUGAGAACUAUUGCGAUGCAAGGACGACUUCGGACGCCAUGUUAGAGCUGCUUGCAGGCAGUGGAUGCAAUAUUCCCAAUUAUCACUGUGGAGAACAGAAUCACCUGCUGGCUGUUCUUGAAGGAGGCAAUACUGUCAUCUCAAGAAUGAUUUCAGCCUUGUCAGGCAUCUACAAAAUCCCACAGAUCAGUUAUGGCUUCACUGCCCAGGUUCUCGAAAGUAAAACCCUGUUCCCUUUUGUCUACCGGAUGACUCCCAAAGAGGAAAGUCAGUACCAAGGGAUUGUUGAAUUGCUCCUGUAUUUUGGAUGGACGUGGAUUGGCAUCUUCACUCCAGACAAUGACAGUGGAGAAAGAUUUGAGAGCGCUGUGAAAUCUCUGAUGCUCAGCAAAGGGAUCUGCAUUGCUUUUUCAAAAAUUAUACCAGAAAAUGAUAUAAAACAAUCUAUCAGGCCUGGGGAACCUUUUUUCCUAUGGAGACAAGUUGGGGUAUUUGUUUCCUAUAUAACCAAUGCACUGGGUGUCAUGAUACUCCUGGCAAUAAACAUGGCAUAUGAGAAGGAAAUAGGGGCGAAAGUCUGGGUCACAACAGCUUUGCUAGAAAUCAGAAUUGGCUUUCACCUCCCUCCAGAUAUGUUCCAGCACCUCCAUGGUUCUCUGUCCUUUGCAAUUCAGACUGGAAUAAGGAGCAGCAAAGGUGACAAAUUGCAGACCAAUCUUCUGGAUUAUUUGAAUCAAGCAUUUCCGUGUUCAUAUUCAAAGCAUCUGUUGUCCGUGAAAGGCAGGGUAAGAUGCAGAGAGGAGGAGAAACUGCAGCCAUUGCCCCAAGCGGAGCGUGAGAGAACCCUGUCCCUAGACAGCUAUGGCACUUACAUCCAAUGUUCAAGUUGUGGCUCAGGCCUUGCAUGCUUCGCUUUCAUCUAG